CUUCCUCUCUGCUGGGCGCGCUGGCUGGAAGGUCUGAAACGUAGAGUGGAAGUUGCACUGGAGAGAAAGCCGGCAUGGCUUCCUCACGCACGUCGUCUUCCACGGCAACCAAAACGAAAUCCCCUGAUGACUUGGUCGCACCUCUAGUGAAGAAACCGCACAUCUACUAUGGAAGUCUGGAAGAGAAGGAGAGGGAACGGCUGCUUAAGGGCGAAUCUGGGAUUUUGGGGAAAGAAGGACUUAAAGCAGGAAUUGAAGCAGGAAAUAUUAACAUCACCUCUGGCGAAGUGUUUGAAAUUGAAGAGCACAUCAGUGAACGCCAGGCCGAAGUGCUUGCUGAGUUUGAGAGAAGAAAGCGAGCCCGGCAAAUCAAUGUUUCCACGGAUGACUCCGAGGUCAAGGCUUGCCUCAGAGCCUUGGGGGAGCCCAUCACGCUUUUUGGAGAAGGUCCUGCCGAGAGACGAGAAAGAUUAAGAAACAUCCUCUCAGUAGUCGGUACUGAUGCCUUAAAAAAGACCAAGAAAGAUGAUGAAAAGUCUAAAAAGUCCAAAGAAGAGUAUCAUCAGACUUGGUACCACGAGGGACCCCACAGUCUAAAGGUCGCUAGACUGUGGAUCGCUAAUUACUCUCUGCCCAGAGCAAUGAAACGCUUAGAGGAAGCGCGGCUUCAUAAAGAGAUUCCUGAGACAACUCGGACCUCCCAGAUACAAGAACUGCACAAAUCACUUCGGUCUUUGAAUAAUUUCUGCAGUCAGAUUGGGGAUGAUCGACCUAUCUCCUUCUGUCACUUUAGUCCCAAUUCCAAAAUGUUGGCUACGGCUUGUUGGAGUGGACUUUGCAAGCUCUGGUCUGUUCCCGACUGCAAUCUUCUUCACACUCUUCGAGGCCAUAACACAAAUGUGGGCGCCAUUGUGUUCCAUCCUAAAUCCACUGUCUCCUUGGACCAGAAGGCUGUCAACUUGGCCUCUUGUGCUGCUGAUGGGUCUGUGAAGCUUUGGAGCCUGGACAGCGAUGAACCGGUGGCAGAUAUUGAAGGCCAUACGGUGCGUGUGGCCCGGGUGAUGUGGCAUCCAUCAGGACGGUUCCUGGGCACUACCUGUUAUGACCACUCCUGGCGCUUGUGGGACCUGGAGGCUCAGGAGGAGAUUCUGCAUCAGGAAGGCCAUAGCAUGGGCGUACAUGACAUCGCCUUUCAUCAGGAUGGCUCUCUAGCUGGCACUGGGGGCCUAGAUGCAUUUGGCCGAGUGUGGGAUCUGCGCACAGGACGCUGUAUCAUGUUCCUGGAAGGCCACCUGAAGGAGAUCUAUGGAAUAAAUUUCUCCCCCAAUGGCUACCACAUUGCAACUGGGAGCGGUGACAACACCUGCAAAGUUUGGGACCUUCGGCAGCGGCGCUGUGUCUAUACCAUCCCGGCCCAUCAGAACUUGGUGACCGGGGUCAAGUUUGAGCCUAUCCAUGGGAAUUUCUUGCUCACCGGUGCUUAUGAUAACACAGCUAAGAUCUGGACCCACCCUGGCUGGUCCCCACUGAAGACCCUGGCUGGCCAUGAAGGCAAAGUUAUGGGACUAGAUAUUUCUUCCGAUGGGCAGCUUAUAGCUACGUGCUCAUAUGACAGGACCUUCAAGCUCUGGAUGGCCGAAUAGGCAAAACCAUGGGGAAUGGAAUCAAACCUCAGGCCCUCCCUUAAAAGAGCUAUUUUCAAAAGAAAGGAAUGGAGUCUUUGUGUUUCUCCAGUCUUCAAAAACAGAACCUCAACAGAAGGGAUUCCCAUGGGUGCACCUACUGCAGACGGGUUUCCCUGUCUGUGUGUGUGGGUCAGACCCCUUUUGUGGUUUGAGGUUUUCGUGUUCAUCUUCAAGCUCUGCCUCAGACAAUGUAGAUAGUGUUUUUAUGAAUCUUUUGUUUGAAUACCUGAGUGCCUACUUCACAGCACCCAGACUCUAGUUUGAGAGACUUUAGCUUCCCAUGAUGGCCUGGGAGUCACAAAACAAGGCAGCUGGACUAUCAUCUGGACCGUGGACUGUUUCACAGAGUUGGGCAGAGGCAGUUGGCUGCUCUGAUAAGGAUGAGAAGGCUCACAUAGACCAGUUCUUUGGGUUCUGCAAUGAAAUUCAUGGAAUACUGAGAACCGUAUCAGGAUGCUCAGUACUGAAUGUUGGCCUUGAAGUUUGUAUUUGUGUGAUCCCCUCCUGGGUCACUGUCGGGAGUCCCUGGAAUGUUGAGGGAUCAAACCUGUUUUAGCUGUGCCACCACCUUCGGUU
Molecule: messenger RNA, 2261 nt
Organism: Suncus etruscus (white-toothed pygmy shrew)
Lineage: Eukaryota; Metazoa; Chordata; Mammalia; Eulipotyphla; Soricidae
Gene: PRPF4
Product: pre-mRNA processing factor 4
Exons: 15
Coding region: 75-1643 (522 amino acids)
Biological process (GO): mRNA splicing, via spliceosome
Cellular component (GO): U4/U6 x U5 tri-snRNP complex
Molecular function (GO): U6 snRNA binding; U4 snRNA binding; protein binding
Source: RefSeq, a predicted model, not a curated record